Lates calcarifer (barramundi perch) is the source of this 3988-nucleotide messenger RNA. It is a transcript of the gene scara3, whose product is annotated as scavenger receptor class A, member 3. The transcript has 12 exons. Bases 538 to 2349 code for a protein of 603 amino acids. Lineage: Eukaryota; Metazoa; Chordata; Actinopteri; Centropomidae. The record is from RefSeq and is a predicted model, not a curated record.
UCUCUCUCUGUGCUCUUUCUUUCUUGCCACUCUUCCUCCCUCCCUCUCUAAAGUUGCACAUGGUUUCUGUCUGAGGAGGUUUAGUUUUCUCAGGCUCUGGAUGGGAGAGGGAUGAUGCCAGAGAGCUGCAGGCAAACACACAUGUUCAAAACUUAGAGGAACUUUGGCCAGUUUUCUUUAGCACUGACAGACUUACAAGAACACUUGAAAUCAUCUUUGCAUUCUUUUGCUCACAUGGGCUGACAUUCAAUGUGGCUGAAUCCUGAAGUGUUCCUCUACAUUUUUAAAACCUGUGGAAGUCGUUUUGGGAACUUCUGGGCUUCUUCUUUCCCUCUUUGGAACUUUGCAGGCAACUGGAAAAUGUUGCAUGAAUGAUUUUGCUGACACUUCAAAGGUAAAUUGCUGACUACGUUUGCUGUUCCUGGACACUUGCUUUGUGGAAAGAAAAGGGUGAAGGCUGCAGCAUCACCACCAUCAUCAAGCUGAGCUUCAGCAAACUGGACAAGUCAUUUAUACAGGAUUCUUGAGCCAGGAAUCAUGAAAGAUAACUAUGGUGGAUAUGAGAACCAGCUUUUCAAAGAGGAGGACCUCACUGGAGAGGAAGAGGAAAUGCCUUCAUUUAGAGGUCGUACCAGAGGAGGCUGUGUGAGAUGCCAGCAGAGUCAUUCUCUUCAACUGGCUGUCAAAGUCCUCUAUGGAUUUGUUGCUUUCCUCAUCAUUACAGUGGCAGUGCUGGCAUCACUUGUGUUCAGGAAGGUUGACAGCCUGUCCGAAGAAGAGUCCGUCUAUCACAAGAAGAUCACCAGCGUUCAACAAGGAAUAGACGAUCUGAGCUCCACCUCUAACUGUUCAGGCUGCCUCGAUGUGACUCUGUACAGCAAAGAGAUCAGCCGGCUGAAGAGAGAGUUUGAAGACAUCCAGAGAAUGAUACUGGGACAAGAGCAGGUCCUGGACCAGGCCACCCAGGCCCAGGCCACUCUAAGGGACACCACCAACCGGCUGACACGUGACAUGCAGAACCACCUCAUCUCCAUCAAACUUCUCAACCAGUCCCUGGAGAGAUACCUGGAUCGUGUGGAGGGCUGGAAGGACGUCAUCGAGGAAACUGAGGAGAAGAUGAAGACUCUGACGGAGGAUCAGUAUGACGUCAAAGCUACAGCACAGCAAGUCAACACUACAGUGGCUCUCAGUACGAUGUGGAUAGAUGCCCUGCAGAGGAAAGCAGACGAGGAGACUCUGGUCCUCCAGAAGUUGACCAGCGACUGGCAGAACUACAGCCGAGUUCUGAGCGCGAUCAAAUCCAACACAAGCAGCAUCACGCAAACCAUGCGCUUCCUCCAAAACAACGUCAUAGCAGAUCACCAGAGGAUCGCCAUGUCCACCGAGGUCUACUAUGACCUAACUCAGCAGGUGAUGAACCUGCAGAUGCAGCUCGACAAUGUGACGUCUUUCAUGGAUGAACAUGAGGAGAACAUGCAUGACCUUCAUUACCAUUCCAAGUACUACGAGAAUCGCACAGGUGAGCGUUUCUCUGCCUUGGAUGGUCGACUGAACUCCAUCGAGAUGGAGAUCGACACGGUCUCCUCCAGCAUCAACGCCACGGUCAGCCAUGUACAGAGCAUGUACAAAUACAUCAACAUCGAGAGCUCGUCCUGCCAGAGCCGCCUGGGCAGACACACAGAAGAUCUACAGAACCUGAACAACACAGUGUUGUUACUCCUCCACUUAGCCGACACACUGAGGCAGCAGAAUAUGUUGUUAAAUGUCCGACUGGAUGUGGAUGUCAGGAACUUGUCUAUGGUGAUGGAGGAGAUGAAACUUGUGGACUUUCACCAUACCCAGCUCAUUAAGAACUUUACUAUAUUAAAAGGUGCUCCUGGACCUCCAGGUCCUAAAGGGAACCGUGGUGAAUCCGGGUCUAAAGGGCCUAUGGGACUGACUGGGAGUAAAGGUGACCGAGGCCCCAUAGGAAGCCGAGGAUCCGUUGGAGAGAAGGGGUCUCUUGGGCCCAAAGGAGCUCCAGGUGAACCAGGUCCCAGUGGCAAUAGAGGGGCAGUAGGGAUUAAGGGAGCCAAAGGAUCUCUUGGUGUGCCAGGGCCGCGUGGUGAGAGGGGCCAGAAAGGUGACAUGGGCCCCUUAGGUAAGGACGGGGCCCCAGGACCCACAGGGCCUCCAGGGAUCCAGGGUCAGCAAGGACUACCAGGCAUCAUUGGGCCACCAGGACCGAGGGGAAAACCAGGUCCAGCAGGACCACCAGGCCCACCAGGGACCCCCGGACCUCCAGGGUUGUCGUACCCCCACGACCGAUCUGGCGUGCAGCGACGCUCGGCCCCUGCAGACAUGGACUAGAGGUGAUUUGUCCGGUACAAAGAAUCUUAUGAAACUGAUAUGAACUGAAAAAAUAUCAUCCAUUGUGACUGGAAACGCAAUAAUCCAUUUGUAUUUCCAUUUGGAUUGUCUAAGACAGUGGAGAACUUAAUGAACAAAUGCAGCAAAUCAAAUUGGAGAUGGGGCUUUAAAGGAGACUCCCCCUAAUGAAAUAAUAUGGCCACAAGAAAUAAACCAAGAGGACAAUCUAAAAAAUUGAAAUUGAACUGCUGCCACAGAAUGAACUGCUGUUGAGACAGGCUGAGAAUGGACUGUGUUUGGACAGACUUUGAAUUUUAUAUGGCGGUGGUCCUCAUACAAACAUGAAUCUCAUACUGUCGGUCUUCUAUUAGACCCAAAUACAACAGACCAUCCCACCUGCUAGUCCAUUUCCAAAUGACAGAAUACAGAAUGAGCUUUUUCUUAAAUAAUGAGAUGAACAGAAAUUAAAAAACACAUCCAUUACUGAAUUUUAAGUCUUGCCUAGUUGAAUGUACUGGAAGUAAAGAAUGUGUUUGAGGUUGUUGUCAAGCCACCAAAACCUUUUGGGUCAUAAUGAAUAGGGGGCUGUUAACCACAGAUUUGGACUGCAGUGGUGUUUUCCCAUCCAGACUGCUCAAAGGUUUUACAUUCCCAUGCACUGCCACACUGUAUGGGCACAGUCUUGUUUUUAUGUUAUGUACACAUUGACACAUCCUUUUCUAGUGGAUAGCACUUUAUCAGUUCCUAAAGUGUAAACGUUUGUCAGUUUGCCUAUAUUUUGGUGUUUCAGAGCAGGUACUCUGAAGACUUUUUUUCACCGACUGGGAAAAACUGUCAUUUUAUGAUCCGUGUUUGAAGUAAAGUUGCAGAAUGAAGUAUACAGUUGGAGCCGGGUGGCAGUUAGCCUAGCUUAGCAUAAAGACUGGAAGCAGAGGGAAACAGCUAGCCUGACUCUGUCUAAAACUCACUAAUCAACACAUUGUAUCACACUUGUUUAAUCAACACACAAACUGAAAUGUAAGAAUGACACUUGGUUUUAAGUUAGGGGUUACACACUAUUACUUCUUGACAAGUUAACUCCGUCUGAAACUAUAAAUUGUCGAGCUUACAUUUUGUUUGUUUACAGUAUAACCAAACGAGGUACAGCAUGGUAAUUUGUAGGAUUUUUAACUAAAGAGAGAGGCAGGCUAGCUGUUUCCCUUUGUUUCUAGUCUUUAUGCUAAGCUAGGCUAAUCACCUCCGGCCCCAGCCUUGUAUCUUUUUCAUUGACAUGAGUGGUAUCAAUCCUCUCAUCUAACUCUUGAAAAGAAAGUAAACAAGCUAUUUCUGUUAAAGGUAUGAAGGCUAGAAGGUUAAUAAAACUUAUUCAAUACAUAAAAACUAUGUUGGUACCAAAGUAGCAUUAAAUUAGUUUGUUUUCCUGCAGCCAAAAUGUUAACGUUUUCCAGUUGUGAUAGCAGAGAAAUGACUUUUGAGAGUGUUUGGGUCUUAUGAUACACACAUAGAUAAUCAUGUAUAUCUCAGACAAAAAAGCUUUACUAAAAGGGAAGCAUACUAUUUUUGUAAACCUGUGUGUUGUAAUGAAAUGCGACUGGCUUGCAUCGAACUUCAAUAAAUGCUUCUUUUUUUUUUAACAGUA